This is a messenger RNA of Morchella importuna, 807 nucleotides long. RefSeq lists its product as uncharacterized. Gene Ontology annotation, cellular component: mitochondrial inner membrane; mitochondrion. The coding region runs from base 1 to 807 and encodes 268 amino acids. The record is from RefSeq and is a predicted model, not a curated record. Lineage: Eukaryota; Fungi; Ascomycota; Pezizomycetes; Pezizales; Morchellaceae. Gene Ontology annotation, biological process: ubiquinone biosynthetic process. The transcript has 4 exons.
AUGCUAUCCUCCCUCAACCCGCUCAAGCGAGCCGCGCAGCUCGUCGGCGCCCGCACCCUCCUCUCCUCCGCCUCCAUCUUCCCGCCCACCGCACGCCCACCGCCAAACUACCCCGGCCACAUCCCGCUCACCACCCCCGAGCGCGCCCUCCUCGCCGUCGGCAGCGCCGUCGGAUCCCUGCUCAAUCCGCGGCGGGGUGACCUGAUUGCAGCGCUGGGCGAGGCCACGGCGACGCCGUACUUUAUAUACCGGCUGCGCGAUGCGAUGCUGGCGGAUCCCACGGGGAGGAGGAUACUGAGGGACCGCCCGAGGAUCACGGAGUAUGCGGCGUGGUUGGAUAAGGAGGGGGUGUCGCCGGAUACGAGGUCGCAGGUCCGCUACAUCGACGACCCCGAAUGCGCCUACAUCAUGCAGCGCUACCGCGAAUCCCACGACUUCUACCACGCGCUCACGGGCCUGCCCAUCAUCGUCGAAGGCGAGAUCGCGCUGAAGGCAUUCGAGUUCUUCAACACGCUCAUCCCCAUGACGGGGCUCAGCAUGUUUGCAUUCGUGCGGCUCAAGCGCAGCGAGCAGGCGCGCAUCCUCAACACGUAUUUCCCCUGGGCCGUCAGGAACGGGUUGCUGGCGAGGGAGGUCAUCAAUAUCUAUUGGGAGGAGGAGCUGUUGACGAGUGUGGUGGCGCUGAGGGAGAGGAUUGGGAUUGAGAAGCCGCCGGAUUUGAGGAGUGUGAGGAGGGAGGAGAGGAGGCUGAGGAAGGAGGCGGAGAGGAGGAAGGCGGCGGAGGGGGGAGCGGGGGUGGUGGGGUAG